AUCACCAAGGUAUGAACAACUGUCCCAUUUGAUAAACUGGUCAAACAUUAGAUACACUAUGUGAAUAAACCGAUGCAGAUGUGAAAAUGGCGAUUUUCAGAACAUGCGUGUUGGUCUUGACUGUUCUGGCUUACGGCAAUUGUCAAAAUGAUGACUCUACCAUCGCGGAAGACAUUAUCACGGAGACGAAGCCCGUUGGUGCGACCGGUCGUCUCAACUGCACCGUUACAAAUAAACGGCCGUCUGACACGGUUGUGUGGCGACGACUCGGCGAACAACAGAAACACAUCAGCAGAGACAUCCAAAUAGUCGUAAAAAAUCCAAUCGUCCAUGGAAAUUAUAAAUAUGAAGUGCAACUGAUCCAACGUAAUCAGAAUACGGUCUACAUGCUCAUUAUCCGGCGGCUGAUGGAAGAGGAUGACGGCAUGUAUCAAUGUCAGAUCUCCAAGCAGGGGUUGGACUUUGAUCUUUGGCCCAGCCGCCAGGGGAGGCUGUACGUUCAAAGGCCGCCGUUUAUUGACCGGACUCAGACCAAUCCCAUCGUGCAUGCCAAGCAUCGCGGGAGUGUCACGCUGAUCUGUGCAGCCAAUGGUAGGCCAGAACCCAAGGUCAUGUGGACACGCAUUGGAAUGCACUAUUUGAAGGGCCCGGAUGGAAACUAUGUUCCGACGAUUUAUGGGAGGAAUUACACAAUCAACAGCGUUGACUUCAAUGACCGCGGCCUGUACCGCUGCAUGGCCGACAACAACGUCCGGCCGCCAGCUACCUUCGACAUCACGCUCAAAGUGGAGAACCCGCCCACCGCCGAGGCGUUCAGAGACUCUGUCGGCCAAGCUAGGGAUAGAAACUUCGAAGUGGAAUUGAAUUGCAGGAUUACAGGCUCCCCAGAACCAGACGUCAGCUGGUUCAAGAUCUUAUCCGAUGAGAAGCAAGAAGAACUCCUGAACAACAAUAAAUACACUAUUGAUGUCAUCAACAGCCGUGGGCCUUAUCUAGCCGUGGGCGAGGCCUGGAUGAUCCUACGGGUCAGGCAGCUCAAGAGUGGCGACUACGGGAACUACACUUGCAGAGCGAAGAACAAAUACGGGUCGGCGAAUGCGGUUAUCGAACUUUACAGUACCACAAUGUGUCAGGGACCCAAGUGCUAUAUGCAGGAAGCCGGAGCAGGAGCCAGUUGUUUACAGGUUACCAUGUCAACGCUGAUACUGGCAGCAUUCUUAGCGUUUUUCAAGAAUCGAGCGUAGAAGAGGGAGAACUUGGGGCAAACUUAUUCAGGCCAUUUCUAACAUUGCGAACAUUUAUCUAUAGCCUACCUUCUUCCUUGGCAAAAGACAAGCCUCUUACUCCGUAACUGUGCUGCAAAGUUGAGCCAAUCUUGUAGCUGGGAGCGCAGCCCAGAUAAUAAAGGUCAAUACAGUACUUCUGCAGCGCUCUUGUACAUAAACUGUUGAGCCUAAAUCCUAACCGGCCGGUAGCGCCAUCUCUAGUGAAGCAAUGGAACUAAAACUUCGGUUUGUUGGCUUUGGGAUCUAUUGAUGAAAUAACGGACAUCUAUAGUGAUGCUUUGGCGGGGGGGGGGGGGGUAUCAAUAUAUAGGAUGCACAAGUAGUGCAGGAUUUGAUAUUUUAUGAAGUGUGCCAGCUGUGUAUAUUAUUUUAUAAAAUGCAUUUCUUAAUAAACUUAUUAAGAUCAUACAAA
This is a messenger RNA of Lineus longissimus, 1698 nucleotides long. Its product is annotated as lachesin-like. Gene Ontology annotation, biological process: synapse organization; homophilic cell-cell adhesion. Lineage: Eukaryota; Metazoa; Nemertea; Pilidiophora; Heteronemertea; Lineidae. Gene Ontology annotation, cellular component: neuronal cell body; axon; plasma membrane. Gene Ontology annotation, molecular function: axon guidance receptor activity. Bases 87 to 1244 code for a protein of 385 amino acids. The transcript is spliced from 7 exons. The record is from RefSeq and is a predicted model, not a curated record.